UACACAUAGGAUGUAAUGUACUGUACAUGUGUUAGCGCUCCUCUGUUAUGUGCGAUGGGUGUGUUUAUACUAUCACUGCUGAAUUGAAUUUUUCGUGAACUGAUAGUGUUUUGACGAAUAUUUUGCUGUGAGUGAAACUAAUGCAUGAGUCAUCGACAGGAAAUAUUUCCGUACCUGCAUACAACCCGCUGGGCCACUCUACCCACCUACAUCGGGUGAAAAAAGGAGCAGUUUGUUUGUGCUUCUGCAGUAAUCGGUCGCUGAUAAUUGACUUUGUUGAUAGAUUGUUGAGUACACUACUACUACUACUACUAAUUCUACUCCUAAAGAGUAGUGAGAACUUCUUAUUGGAUUUCUGACAUCAAGCCAGUCACAUGCCUACAUUGGACUCACCAACUUUUAGAGUAACAAUGUCUGACAAUAAUUCAGCACCGUUACCGGUGGUGACCCUAUCUGUGGACCCGGUUUCUCUUGUCUCGCCAGAAAUGUGUCCAUCAACCCACCCCAAGACCAAGAGAACUCUCCUCAGCACAUUGAAGAAUUCUCCAUCCAUGCUAAGGAGGAGGAUCAAACCACCGGCAAAUCUUAACAACGGCAGCAGGGACUCGUGGGACGGUGGGGUGAGCACUGGGACUAGUGGCAGUCACCAUACCGGGUCGGAGUCGACUUUCACGGGGAAAGAAUUCCACGUGAGGUACCAGGGACGGACCAGGGUGACAACGUUACAGGUGAGCGAGGCCGUGAACGCCGUGAAGAAACUUGCUCCUGAUCUCACUGCAUUAUCGUCAUCAUCAUCGCCUGCUUCAUCAUCAACUGAAGACCUCCUGGCAGCGUCUUCUCCAUCCGGGGGCCAGCGGUCCUCCUCCCCUUCCUUAUCAUCGUCACCAUCACCCUCUAACUUAUCCACAUCGUCCCCGCAGUUGUUACGCCCCUCUUCCCCGACCAACCUCGCCACCCCGAAGUCGCCUCGCCCGAAAUCCACCAGCAAGUCUUUCUUUAAAUCCUGCUGUCUGAGCAUCACCAAGCGAUGUGUGGUCAUCGACGACGACGAGAAACUGGUCAAUGAAACUAUCCCCAUUGCGACUGUUGCGUACUGCGCUACGGACCUCCGCUACCCAAGAGCUGUGGCUCUCAUCUGCAAAACAUACAGUAGUGUCUUGAUAUGCCAUGUGUUCGUGUGCUCCUCAAAGGAGAAAGCCGAGAAAAUCGUCGCUUUCAUCGGCAAGGCGUUCGAGAGUGCGUGGCAUGAUUGGAAAUGCAUAAACGACCCGUCCUCGCUCGGGGCGCCGAAUAAUAACAACUAUGAGCAGCUCUUCAGGGGGCGAGCCGUGUCGUGUGACAUGAAGAACAGGGGAGUUUCGAAAUCGAACGAUAAGUUGAACAUUAGACAUUCCUCGUAUGAGACAAGGAAUGGUGUUUCUUUUGAUUUCUCGAGUCCAGAGGACGAGUAUUGAAGUCGGACAAAAAAAAGGGUGUUAACAAGUUAAAAUCAAUUGCAUCUUAAAGAUGUGUUUUUAAAUGCAUGCUUAUGAUGGUUAGUUAUUUGACUGGCAAUAUACACUCGGCAUGAAAUGGACAGAACACCGAUAGGGUGUAGGGUGUAAACUCGAGUUGGAUGCUAUGUGACCAAGGUUUGCCUUGACCCGGGGUUUGUGCAACCAUAUUUUUUAGCUCAACCCCAGUGUAAAGAAGAUGAAGGAUAUCGCAAAUAGUCCAUGGAUUCCAACUUGGGCCUUGUGAGCCAGUGUUACAUCUGUACAUCACAGAGUGAGACUAAGAGACCCUUCCUCCAUGGAGAGACCAUCCAUACACUUGGAGAGACCAUGUACCAAACUAUCUACAGUGCAAAGGACAUUAUAGGAUAUACUUUUUAUUCACAUCACAACCAUCUAUUUCUCGAUCCACUAAGGGUCAUGUCACUCAAGGCAAUUUACAGGCAACCAGGGGUGGAUUUUACAAUGAGUUAAGACUAGUCUUAUCCUAACUUAGGACU
This is a messenger RNA of Asterias rubens (European starfish), 1993 nucleotides long. RefSeq lists its product as uncharacterized. Lineage: Eukaryota; Metazoa; Echinodermata; Asteroidea; Forcipulatida; Asteriidae. Bases 375 to 1454 code for a protein of 359 amino acids. The record is from RefSeq and is a predicted model, not a curated record. The transcript has a single exon.